CCCUAUUUUUACCAUUCACAAACUUCCACCUACUUUGUCAUCAAUCUAGAACAAAUCUUGGAACAAAAAUGGCGACACCGGGAGCAUACCAAGAACACCUCCCGGCAGUUCCCGAUUGGCUCAACAAAGGCGACAACGCAUGGCAAAUGACAGCAUCUGCCCUCGUCGGACUCCAAAGCAUGCCGGGGCUCGUCAUCCUCUACGCCUCCGUCGUCAAAAAGAAAUGGGCGGUCAACUCCGCCUUCAUGGCCCUUUACGCCUUCGCCGCCGUCCUCAUUUGCUGGGUCUUACUUUGCUACCGGAUGGCUUUCGGCGAUGAACUCCUUCCUUUCUGGGGGAAGGGUGCACCGGCGUUGGGUCAGAAGUAUCUCGCCCGUCAAGCCGUCCUGCCUGAGACCAUUCACUAUUACAGCGACGGCAGAGUUGAAUCUCCGGCGACCAGGCCGUUUUAUCCGAUGGCUACGAUGGUGUAUUUUCAGUUCACUUUUGCUGCUAUUACGAUGAUUCUGCUGGCUGGAUCUGUGCUUGGGAGGAUGAAUAUCAGGGCUUGGAUGGCUUUCGUUCCUCUGUGGUUGGUGUUUUCAUACACCGUCGGAGCAUUUAGUCUGUGGGGUGGUGGUUUUCUGUAUCAUUGGGGUGUUAUUGACUACUCCGGCGGCUAUGUUAUUCAUCUGUCAUCAGGGAUCGCCGGUUUCACUGCUGCCUACUGGGUUGGACCAAGGUUAAAAAGUGAUAGGGAAAGGUUCCCUCCAAACAACGUAUUGCUGAUGCUCGCCGGAGCCGGAUUACUAUGGAUGGGGUGGUCUGGUUUCAACGGCGGAGCACCAUACGCAGCUAACGUUCCUGCUUCGGUGGCGGUGUUAAACACAAACAUAUCCGCCGCCACAAGUCUUCUGGUUUGGACGACUCUCGAUGUGGUUUUCUUUGGAAAACCAUCGGUGAUUGGGGCUGUUCAGGGUAUGAUGACAGGCCUAGCCUGCAUUACUCCGGGAGCAGGGGUGGUGCAAUCAUGGGCGGCGAUAGUCAUGGGGAUACUUUCCGGCAGCAUUCCAUGGUUUACGAUGAUGAUCCUUCACAAAAAAUCAAUUUUGCUUCAAAAGGUGGAUGACACCCUAGGUGUGUUUCACACACAUGCAGUAGCAGGUCUCUUGGGUGGUCUAUUGACCGGUCUACUUGCUGAGCCGACCCUAUGCAACAUGGUUUUACCGGUUACCGGUUCAAGAGGUGCAUUUUAUGGUAAAAACGGUGGCAAACAAUUCCUAAAACAACUAGUUGCAGCCUUAUUUGUGAUCGGAUGGAACCUCGUAUCCACAACAAUUAUUCUUCUAUUUAUCAGAAUUUUCAUGCCAUUAAGGAUGCCUGAAAACGAGUUGAUGAUCGGUGAUGAUGCUGUUCAUGGAGAAGAAGCGUAUGCAUUGUGGGGUGAUGGUGAAAAAUAUGAUCCAAAUAGACAUGGCUCUAUUUUUGGAGCAGCUGAGCUAACGCCAAAUGAUCAUAAUUAUAACCAUACCACAGCUAGAGGCGUUACCAUUAAUUUGUAGAUUCAUCAUUCAUUGUUUGUUCAGUUCCCACAUAAUUAAUAGCCUUCAAAUUCAUAUUUAAUACGAGUGUCUAUGUGGACACAUUUGAUUUACCACCACAUAUUGUGAGAAACAUAUUCCCAUCAAUGUUGUUGUGUAUAUACUAUAUAGUGAUGGCUUAAAUAUGACAGUAGGGUGUGCAUUAAAACUUAAAAGUUGUUUACAUGUUGAAGAGUGUACGAUUAUUGUUUUCUUUUUGCAAUAGAAAACUGUUUUUCCAUUA
This is a messenger RNA of Lactuca sativa (garden lettuce), 1803 nucleotides long. RefSeq names its product ammonium transporter 2. The record is from RefSeq and is a predicted model, not a curated record. Gene Ontology annotation, cellular component: plasma membrane. Gene Ontology annotation, molecular function: ammonium channel activity. Lineage: Eukaryota; Viridiplantae; Streptophyta; Magnoliopsida; Asterales; Asteraceae. Gene Ontology annotation, biological process: ammonium transmembrane transport.